AAGGGGGAGUGGCAAAUGGGUAGGGGGAGGGGGGAUGGGAAUAUUUUCUUGAGCAAUUUUUGCUUUCAUCAUUUUUAAGGAAAGUCAUCCAGAAUGAUGAUCAGAGGGUGCAAAGUGUUCUUGAAAUCCUCAGUGUGCAGAGUUGGCUUAGCCGGCGCUCUGUCAAGGGGAACCCACGCACACACUGCAUUUAGAUCCUUGCUAAAGGAGCAACUGAACGCAAUUAAAGUUGCUGGAACUUGGAAGGCUGAACGAAUCAUCACAUCCAAGCAAGACGUUGGAAUUUCUGUACAGGGCUCGAACAACAAGAUCCUCAAUUUUUGCGCCAACAACUACCUGGGGCUGUCUAGCCACCCAGACGUUGUCGAAGCUGGAAAGAAAGCUUUAGACGAAUUUGGCGCAGGUCUCAGCUCAGUUCGGUUUAUUUGUGGCACCCAAUCCAUCCACAAAAAACUUGAGCGUCAAAUCUCAGAGUUUCAUGGACGCGAAGAUGCUAUUCUCUACCCAAGUUGUUUUGACGCCAAUGCUGGCUUGUUUGAAGCAAUGCUGGGCCCAGAAGAUGCUGUUUUCUCUGAUGAGCUUAAUCACGCCUCUAUCAUUGAUGGCAUCAGACUCUGCAAGGCCAAGAAGUACAGAUACAAACACCGUGACCUCAAUGAUCUUGAAAAUUUAUUGAAAGAAGCUGGAAAUAGUGCACGAACAAAGCUGGUUGUCACUGAUGGAGUUUUUUCCAUGGAUGGCAACGUUGCACCUCUGAAAGCCAUUUGCGAUUUAGCAGAAAAAUACAACGCAUUGACAUUCAUUGAUGAAUGCCAUGCUACUGGAUUUUUUGGAAAAACUGGGAGGGGCACAGAGGAAUUUUUUGGAAUCGAGGGGAGGGUGGAUGUCAUCAAUUCCACCCUUGGAAAAGCUCUCGGAGGCGCAGCUGGAGGGUAUACAACCGGCCCAAAGGAGUUAAUUGAUCUGCUGAGGCAAAAGUCAAGGCCAUAUCUGUUCUCAAACUCUCUGCCACCUCCAGUUGUUGCAUCUGCCAGCAAGGUUUUCGACCUUCUAUUGUCGAGCUCCGAACUGUGCGAACGAGUUGCCAAAGGAACUGCCAGAUUUCGCUCUGCCAUGACUAAAGCUGGAUUCACGAUUUCUGGGGAGCAACAUCCAAUUUGCCCAGUUAUGCUGGGAGACGCAAGGCUUGCCUCACAGUUUGCAGACAAAAUGCUUUUGGAAGGGAUCUACGUGAUCGGCUUCAGCUACCCUGUGGUUCCCCAAGGCAAAGCACGAAUCAGGGUUCAGAUUUCUUCUGCUCACUCUGACGAUGACAUUGACAGAGCGGUCGACGCAUUUGUUAGAAUCGGCAAAGAGCUUAAUGUCGUCUCUUAAGACUGCAAAUGUAGUUGGUAGCGCAAUCUCAUCUAUCUCUCCAUACUUCAUCACAUUCAUUGCUUUUAGUAGCACAAACAAGGGUGAUAGUAGCAUUGUUCAUUCUAUACUUAUUUUCCAUGGUCUGAAUCUUUUUUUAAAUAU
Messenger RNA from Cloeon dipterum, 1518 nucleotides. It is a transcript of the gene Gcat, whose product is annotated as Glycine C-acetyltransferase. Gene Ontology annotation, cellular component: mitochondrion. Gene Ontology annotation, biological process: L-threonine catabolic process; biosynthetic process. The record is from RefSeq and is a predicted model, not a curated record. Bases 94 to 1374 code for a protein of 426 amino acids. NCBI's taxonomy places the organism in Eukaryota, Metazoa, Arthropoda, Insecta, Ephemeroptera, Baetidae. The transcript is spliced from 8 exons. Gene Ontology annotation, molecular function: glycine C-acetyltransferase activity; pyridoxal phosphate binding.